This is a messenger RNA of Alternaria atra, 1206 nucleotides long. RefSeq lists its product as uncharacterized. The coding region runs from base 1 to 1206 and encodes 401 amino acids. Gene Ontology annotation, molecular function: protein binding. NCBI's taxonomy places the organism in Eukaryota, Fungi, Ascomycota, Dothideomycetes, Pleosporales, Pleosporaceae. The transcript has 6 exons. The record is from RefSeq and is a predicted model, not a curated record.
AUGGCGGUACCCACACCUCCCAUUCCGCCUGUGUCGCCAGACUCGGGCCCUACCGACCCUACCCUCCCCAAGCUUCCUGCUGGAUGGAUAGCGCAGUGGGAUAACUCAUCGCGAAAGUACUACUAUGUUCAAAUCAGCACCGGCGUCUCUCAAUGGGAACUGCCCACUAGCGAAGCGCCCGUAGGCGGCUCCUCAUCGCACAGCACACCCGCGCAACAAACGAACCCAUACAACGUACCCGGCGCAUCAGGCCCAGAAGCCGGUGACGGACAACGAGGCAUGGGCGACGGCCCGACUGGCGACAGGGCAGGCGGAUUGGGCGGCUUUGCGAUGAACGCGCUUAUGGGCAACAAGCAGAGUAGUAGUGGUGGACAUGGCAGCGGCGGCUCGGGAAACCUCGUUGGCCAACUCGCUGGAAGUUUCCUGGGCGGCGGGAAACAACAUGGGAGCUCUUCUGGAGGACAUUCGGGUGGUGGUGGCGGCGCUGGCAACCUUGUUGGACAGCUUGCUAGUGGUCUGCUAGGCGGCGGGAAGCAGCAUGGAAGUUCGUCUGGAGGCCAACAUGGUGGCAGUUCUUCUGGAGGCGGUCUUGGAGGCAUGCUUGGGAGUGUACUAGGUGGUGGAUCGCAUAACAAGCCCAACAACGGCAGCGGCGGCGACUACGGUUACUCCAGUGCCUCGUCCAGCGGAACCUACACCGGCACUGCGCCCCCAACUUCCUACAACCCCAGCGCCCAAGGCGGCCAAUACGGCAGCGGUCCUCCGAGCCACUCGAGUUACUCAUCGCCUGCGCCUGCCCAACAAUAUGGUCAGGGUCAAGCUCACGGAGGCUACGGCUCACAACAACAUACUCCCCAGCCGCAGCAUGGCCAGCAGCAACACGGCUACGGCUCGCAAGCUGGGUUUGGAGGACAAUCAGGAUACGGUGGGCCGGCACCAGGGUACGGUCAAGGACCACCACAGGGAGGCCCGCCAGGCGGCUAUGGACAACAAGCUGGUUACGGAGGUCCAGCAUAUGGCGCACCAAGCGGCCCUUACGGCGGCGCUGCAAACUACGAUAACCACCAGCACAACCAAUAUGGUGGUGCUCCUACGCAUGCUAAUCAGUAUGGCGGAGGCCAACAGUAUCCUCCUCCUCCUGGGGGUCAUCAGGCUGGGUAUGGUGGACCGCCAGGUCCCCACACGCCUCAGCCGGGCUGGCAGUAG